Kockovaella imperatae is the source of this 525-nucleotide messenger RNA. RefSeq lists its product as hypothetical. The transcript has a single exon. Gene Ontology annotation, biological process: regulation of DNA-templated transcription. NCBI's taxonomy places the organism in Eukaryota, Fungi, Basidiomycota, Tremellomycetes, Tremellales, Cuniculitremaceae. The coding region runs from base 1 to 525 and encodes 174 amino acids. The record is from RefSeq and is a predicted model, not a curated record.
AUGCGACUGACACCUCUAUCCCAGCUCAACACCACUAGAAGACAUAUUCAGGCUCAUGGUUUGAUCCCCAAUACCUCGAGCUGCCACCCUUUAGUGAUAUACCACUCGGCAUUCCCUCCAACGGUGACAGCAACCGAUAUCGAAUCUCACCUUCGUCACAUCGACGUUGUCGUUCCCGCAUGGCGAUACACCAUGUACUCUUUUGAUCAUUUUCACGCGACGACUCACGAAGUGCUAUGUGUAUACUCUGGACAAGCCAAGUUAUGUUUUGGAGGCGAAACGAAUCCAGAUCGUGUCCUGAUCAAUGCUCAAAAAGGAGAUGUCAUACUUUUGCCUGCUGGGGUAUGUCAUCGAUUAUUGGAAGAACUCGAAAAGCCAUUCAUGAUGGUCGGAAGUUAUCCUCACGAAAAGCGUCCGGAUAUGUGCUAUGGGAUAGAGACUGAGGAGGAAAGCAUUCGAAAGAUUGCCGACCUUGGAUGGUUCGAAACGGAUCCGAUUUACGGCGGCGGGUCAGAUGACAACUGA